This is a messenger RNA of Fraxinus pennsylvanica, 636 nucleotides long. The record is from the annotation of a GenBank genome assembly. Lineage: Eukaryota; Viridiplantae; Streptophyta; Magnoliopsida; Lamiales; Oleaceae.
AUGAAAAACUUAUGUCCAUUUUCCGUUCACACAAUUCUCUUCUUCCUAAUCCACCAAGUUCUUUCCUUCGGGUACUCGAUCGACACCACUGCUGUCCCUGCAGCUGAGCCGACUCCCGCGAGUGACAGUUCUUACAUCCGGACAAGUUGUGCAACCACAUUAUACCCAGAAUUAUGCUACCAUUCCCUAGCUGGCUAUUCUUAUGCCGUACAACAAGACCCUGCCCGACUGGCCCGCGUGGCGGUUGGCGUGAGCCUGUCUAGAGCCAAGCGCAUGGCAGCUUACGUCUCCAACCUCUCCCGGGAAGCCGACUAUGGCGCUGACCACCGAGCCACUGCAGCGCUACACGACUGUUUCUCGCUCUUUGGUGAUGCAGUUGAUCAAAUGCGCGACUCGGUCAAGCAAAUGCGCCGGCUAAGCGGCUCUGGCGAGUCCCUAAGGUUUCAGAUGAGUAAUGUACAGACGUGGAUGAGCGCGGCCUUGACGAAUGAGGACACGUGUACUGAUGGAUUUGAGGAUGUGCCAGAUGGGCCGAUGAAAGCGGACGUAUGUGGCCGUGUUGUGAAGGUGAAGGAGGUGACUAGCAAUGCACUGGCUUUGGUUAAUAGUUAUGUUGCCAAGGUAUCGGGGCCAUGA